AUGGUUUGGGACCGCCGUGAAAAGAAGGAGCAGCCAUCGCCGCUCCCCUCGCAGAAGGCCCGUGAUUCAGGGGAUUCGGGCCAUGCACGCCUGCACGAGCUCGGCUACAAGCAGGAACUCAAGCGCGACCUCUCAGUUCUGUCGAACUUCGCCUUCUCGUUCUCCAUAAUAUCUGUGCUGACCGGCAUCACCACCGUGUACAACACCGGGUUGACCUACGGUGGGCCCCUCUCAUUUGUCUACGGAUGGCUGGUCGCCGGCGCAUUCACAAUGUUCGUCGGCUACUCCAUGGCCGAGAUUUGCUCCGCCUACCCGACCUCCGGCGGGCUCUAUUAUUGGAGCGCCAAGCUCGCGGGCCCGGGCUGGGCCCCCUUUGCCUCCUGGAUCACUGGAUGGUUUAAUAUUGUUGGCCAGUGGGCAGUCACGACGAGUGUCGAUUUUUCACUGGCACAGUUGAUUCAAGUGAUAAUCCUCCUCAGCACGGGUGGGAACAAUCGAGGGGGAUAUAUGGCAUCUAAGUACGUUGUUAUUGCAAUCCAUGCCGGUAUUUUGCUCUUGCAUGCUGCCCUUAACAGCCUUCCGAUAUCGUGGUUAUCCUUUUUCGGACAAUUUGCUGCCGCAUGGAAUGUUUUAGGUGUUUUUGUUCUAAUGAUACUCAUUCCAUCGGUCGCAACUAAAAAAGCAAGUGCCGAGUAUGUUUUCACCCACUUUAACACGGACAAUGGAAGAGGUGUCAACAGUAGAUUUUACAUAUUCAUUCUAGGACUUUUGAUGAGUCAAUAUACCCUAACAGGGUAUGAUGCAUCUGCACACAUGACAGAGGAGACUAAGAACGCGGAUGAGAAUGGGCCAAAGGGAAUAAUAAGCUCCAUUGGCAUAUCUAUAAUUGUGGGGUGGGGUUACAUACUUGGAAUCACUUUUGCAGUGACCGAUAUCCCGAGCCUUUUGAACCCGGAAAACGAGGCAGGUGGCUAUGCCAUUGCCGAGAUAUUUUACCAAGUUUUCAAGAGUAGAUAUGGAAACGGUGCUGGUGGAAUAGUCUGCCUUUGUAUAGUUGCAGUUGCUAUAUUCUUCUGUGGCAUGAGUUCGAUCACAAGCAACUCUAGAAUGGCGUAUGCAUUCUCAAGAGAUGGUGCCAUGCCAUUUUCGGAGUUUUGGCAUAAGGUGAACAAGCAAGAAGUCCCCAUAAAUGCUGUCUGGAUGUCGGCAUUGAUAGCGUUCUGUAUGGCACUUACGUCGCUCGGGAGCUUAGUCGCAUUCCAAGCCAUGGUAUCAAUAGCCACAAUUGGGCUCUACAUAGCUUACGCCUUACCAAUCUUUUUCCGGGUGACCUUAGCUCGAAAAUCUUUUAAUCCCGGGCCUUUCAACUUGGGGAAAUACGGAGUUCUCGUCGGUUGGGUUGCCGUUAUAUGGGUGGCAACAAUUUCGGUCCUUUUCUCGUUGCCUGUUGAGUAUCCCGUUACGCCCGAAACCUUAAACUACACACCAGUUGCUGUUGGGGGGCUUCUCAUUCUUACGGUGUCUUCUUGGGUCUUCAGUGCUCGCCACUGGUUUAAAGGACCUAUCACAAAUAUAAGUAGCUAA
Molecule: messenger RNA, 1584 nt
Organism: Striga hermonthica
Lineage: Eukaryota; Viridiplantae; Streptophyta; Magnoliopsida; Lamiales; Orobanchaceae
Source: the annotation of a GenBank genome assembly